AAAUGUCUGGGCCAGCCCAAGGCUUGGAACUUCCACUUCCCCUUGGGUGGGGAAGAAAGCCCUAUAAAGAGGUCCUCCAGCACACAGCUGCUAUCCUUCUGGCAGUAGAGUCCCAAACUGCUCUCCAGAAACCGAUUCUGAGACUCCAGAAACAUGUCUUAUCAACAGCAGCAGUGCAAGCAGCCCUGCCAGCCACCUCCUGUGGUCAUAACUCCAAAGUGCCCUGAGCCAUGCCCACCUCCAAAAUGCCCGGAGCCGUGCCCACCUCCAAAGUGUCCUGAGCCAUGCCCACCUCCACAACAGCAAUGCCCUCCUGUGCAUCCUGCCCCACCCUGCCAGCAGAAGUACCCACCCAAGAACAAGUAACAACAUCAGCAGUCCUCAGGUCAUGAAAAAGGAAGGAAAUCUGGCUCACCUCCUUCUAUGGCAGCACCUUCUUCUCUUCAAAGUGUUUCAUGAGCACAGAAGAGCCUUCUUCAUCCUUUCAGCUGUAAUCUGCCUCCAAGGAUUUCUCUCUCCCAUCCAGAGGAACUCUCAUCUCUCCCUUGGUCCCAUCCCAUGAUGUCUCCUGAGCCUCUCUGUUACCUGGGCAGGGAUUUCUAUCUCCUGGGAGAUUAAAACUAAACUUUCACAUCCUGAUUAAA
This is a messenger RNA of Cavia porcellus (domestic guinea pig), 644 nucleotides long. Its product is annotated as small proline-rich protein 2E-like. The record is from RefSeq and is a predicted model, not a curated record. The transcript has 2 exons. The coding region runs from base 154 to 366 and encodes 70 amino acids. Gene Ontology annotation, cellular component: cornified envelope. NCBI's taxonomy places the organism in Eukaryota, Metazoa, Chordata, Mammalia, Rodentia, Caviidae.